Molecule: messenger RNA, 1862 nt
Organism: Leucoraja erinaceus (little skate)
Lineage: Eukaryota; Metazoa; Chordata; Chondrichthyes; Rajiformes; Rajidae
Product: protein Tob1-like
Exons: 2
Coding region: 147-1124 (325 amino acids)
Biological process (GO): regulation of gene expression
Cellular component (GO): nucleus; cytoplasm
Molecular function (GO): transcription corepressor activity
Source: RefSeq, a predicted model, not a curated record
CCGAACGACGCACGGACGGAGCGAGCUGCAACAAGGCCGCUGACAGGUGCCCGCACACACAGGGGCCUUUAAAUCAAGAACAACGGCGAAAACCCCCGGGCCGCCCGCAACCGAGGUUUACAACUCAUUCCGGCGAUUGUGCAGCUAUGCAGCUUGAAAUCCAAGUAGCACUCAACUUCAUUAUCUCAUACUUGUACAAUAAACUGCCACGCCGAAGGGUCAACAUCUUUGGAGAGGAAUUGGAACGGCUGUUGAAGAAGAAAUAUGAAUGUCACUGGUACCCGGACAAGCCAUAUCGAGGGUCUGGAUAUAGGUGUGUGCACAUAGGGGAGACCAUCGACCCUGUCAUCGAGAGAGCUGCCAAAGAGAGUGGACUGGACAUGAAGGAUGUUCGUGACAACCUGCCUCAGGAAUUGAGCGUGUGGGUCGACCCGUUUGAAGUGUCCUAUCAGAUUGGAGAGAAGGGUCCCAUCAAGGUGCUAUAUGUGGAUGACAGCAACGAUACUGGGAAUGACCUGGACAAAGAAAUCAAAAAUAGCUUCAACCCCGAGGCCCAGGUCUUUAUGCCUAUUUGCGACCCAGUGGGUGGAUCGCCUGUAUCCAGCUCUCCCUCUCCUCCGUUUGGUCAGUCUGCUGCUGUGAGCCCCACUUUCAUGCCUCGUUCCACCCACCCUUUAACAUUCACCACUGCCACUUUUGCUGCUACAAAAUUCGGCUCGACCAAAAUGAAGAGCAGUGGCCGCAACAACAAAGUUGCUCGAGCAUCCCCCACCAGCCUCGGCUUGAAUGUGAAUACCCUGCUGAAGCAGAAGGCCCUGUCGACAUCCAUGCACUCUCUCUAUGGGCUUGGUGUGGGUGUGGGCAGCCAGCAACAGCAGAAGACUUCAGCCCUCUCCCCCAAUGCCAAGGAGUUUAUUUUCCCUGGCAUCCAGGGGCAAGGGGGUUCCAGCGCAAUGUUCCCAGGGGAAAACGCCCUAAACCUCAGUCCUCUCCAGUAUGGUAAUGCCUUUGACAUGUUUGCUUAUGGAGGCCUCAGUGAAAAGUCCUUCAUGGAUGGUCUGAGUUUCAGCCUCAAUAACAUGCAGUAUUCUAACCAGCAGUUCCAACCUGUCAUGGCUAAUUAGAGGUUCUGGCUCUAUAAUUAUAAAAGUUUAGACUUCAUUGAAGCCAAGGGUAUUUCCCCUUAAAUCCCUUGAGAUCACUUAAAAAAAAAAAAAAAAAAAAAAAAAAAAAUUGAAUUGGAGCGUUAAAAGCUUGUAGUUUGGCACUUGGUUAUUUAAAAAGCAUCAAUUUUUGGUUUUGCCAACCGAGCACAAAGAUGAUUUUAUAUGGACUGUGCACCUUUUUUUAAAAUAAAAUUAAAAAAAAGAAAAAUGGAAAAUGUUGUGGAGAUGUGGCCUCCUUAACAGUAUUUACACGAGGACAGGACAUGGGCUAAUUUAAGAAUUGGCACUAAUGAUAAAAGUGGGCUUUCUGGUCUUUUUGUAAUUGUAUAAUUUAAUUUAGUAUGAAGUUUGUAAAAUACAGAGUAUAUAUUGUUUCUACAACACGGUAUUGCAUUUAUAUCUUUUUACUACUGUGAUCUGUGAUGGCUGCGAUAGUUUGCAUAUUUUUUUUACAAUUGUAAAAAAAAAAAUCCAUUCAGAGACAUCAAAAUACUGAAGAUUGUGUACAGACUAUUCCCAAGUGAUGGUGACUAAAGUGUAGAAAUGUCACCUUUUUGGAAACACAAUAUUUGUAUUUUCUGUUAAGAGUUUAAAAGUAAAAAAAGAUUUUUUUGCUAUAUAUUAUGGACAAAUGUAAUCGUAAUAUUAAUUUUGUACCUACCUUGUGCAAUACUUGAUAAAAACAGUAUAACAAAA